Molecule: messenger RNA, 615 nt
Organism: Carcharodon carcharias (great white shark)
Lineage: Eukaryota; Metazoa; Chordata; Chondrichthyes; Lamniformes; Lamnidae
Product: troponin C, slow skeletal and cardiac muscles-like
Exons: 5
Cellular component (GO): myosin II complex
Molecular function (GO): calcium ion binding
Source: RefSeq, a predicted model, not a curated record
AAUGCGUAGAUGAGAGGCUUAGAGACAGAGACAGAGGCUGACGUAACAGGACAAGCAUCUCAGCCCCGAACAAAAGGACGCAGGGCAGUCCGGACGCCUCUCUCCACUGACCGAGGACCCUCCGAAGACACUCAGCCCACCACCCAGGCAUGGACGACAUCUACAAAGCAGCGGUUGAGCAACUCACCGAAGAACAGAAAAGCGAAUUCCGGGCUGCCUUCGAUAUCUUUGUCCAGGAUGCCGCCGAUGGCUGUAUUAGCACCAAGGAGCUUGGGAAAGUUCUCCGAAUGGUGGGCCAGACACCGACACCUGAGGAGCUCCAGGAGAUGAUCGACGAGGUGGAUGAGGAUGGGAGCGGGACGGUGGAUUUCGAUGAGUUCCUGGUGAUGAUGGUCAUGUGCACCAAGGACGAGAGCAAAGGGAAGUCCGAGGAGGAAUUGGCCGAACUGUUCCGCAUGUUUGACAAAAACACGGACGGGUAUAUUGACCUGGAGGAGCUGAAGGGAAUGUUGGAAGCCACUGGUGAAUGUAUCACUGAGGACGACAUCGAGGAACUAAUGAGAGAUGGAGACAAGAACAAUGAUGGAAAGAUUGAUUAUGACGGUGAGGAGCUGA